UGCCAUAAAAUGGUUUAUGGGAUGUAAACGUGAUGUAAAAGAGUUUCUCUUGUGUGCCAGAGUGAGAUUCGAGCGCUGGCACGGAGUUCCUGUUUGUUCUUGUAUGUGCCUGCAAGCAUGUGCGUGGGUGGAUGGGUAAUCCCGACUCCUCUCUCUGUGUUGUCCUGAUUCACGGAGUGCCUGCCCUAGCAGCAUGCUGCCGUUUGUUUGGUUUCUGUAAGGGAACUCUCUUGAGUGGGCAGAGACCUGACAUAAAAGAAGCCAGGACUGCAGGGAGAUGCUCAUUUGGCACCUUGCUCACUCGUUCAUUCAGCAUGACGACAGCUCCCUUUAUCUGUGACGUGGAGGGCUCUGAGGAAUCUCUGAGGCCUGCUGAGAGCGGCCACCAGCUCAGACACCGGCUCUGCUCCUACACUCUCCUCCUGGUGCUCGUGGGUGUACUGGGGGUCCUGGUGCUGGCGCUGACUGGGGGUCUCAUCUGGAUGAAGCUGUUUCAGGAUUGCCCAGAGAAGCUUUGGACUGUCGGUUUCACAGGAACCAACACAAACUUCACUUCACCCAGAACUCAGAAAUACGUGAUCUUCGGCAGCAUCUUCACAAAAGGAGACGUCAAUAAUUGCAUGAACCUAUUCCAGCUGAAGCAGAAAGUCAAUAUCACCACUUCGCAUGAGAUUGUCAAAAAAAAUGUCACCGAGAAUUUCUUUAAAGACGAUGUAGAGCUCAGAGAAGGCGCGACGCUCAGCGUAUUGCUUAAUUGUGAAAAUGUGAUCAUCGAUGAGGACAAAUCCAAACUCUUCAUUUAUCAACAGAACUCAUAGGAUUCAUGCACGUCCUAGCCGUUGCUGGUAUCCAGCCCAAGGGUUAAUCCCUCUCUUUAUCUUAUAAAGAUUUACACACGCUACCUGUAUCUGACUGUACAGAUGCUGACUUCGACAUCGGUGUCAAGAGCUUAGAGGGAUCCUGACGUACUUGUGAAUGUUUUGUUAAGCAAAAAAGCUAAUGCUGUAAAACCGAUCACAGGGUUUGUCAGUGGAGUUCAGUAGAGCUUUUGUCUGUUCAUCAGUGUGAGUGUGAUUUAGUUACUUAUAUUUAAAUAUUUUAGAAAUCAAUUCAAAUCUAAUUUUAUAGAAUCGUCGAUUGCAUUUGAAUUGUAUUACGUCCUUUUUGUUUGAAACUUGUAACAGAAUGUAAACUGUUUGUAUUGACACCUAUGGUGUCCACCACCUUCUCGUUGCUGUUCAACUCUUUAAAAACCUCUGAAACACGUUUGUAUUCUUUACACACAUUAAUAAACAAGUUUCCUGACAAAA
Messenger RNA from Puntigrus tetrazona (Sumatra barb), 1310 nucleotides. RefSeq lists its product as uncharacterized. The record is from RefSeq and is a predicted model, not a curated record. Lineage: Eukaryota; Metazoa; Chordata; Actinopteri; Cypriniformes; Cyprinidae. The transcript is spliced from 3 exons. Bases 132 to 818 code for a protein of 228 amino acids.